AUGAAAAAAUAAUAAAAUUGAGCAAUAAAAAUAGCAGAAUGUACCCAAACUUUGCAAUGUUUAAGACCAAAUUAAUUUUUUAUUAUAUAUAUAUAUAUAUGAUAUAAAGAGUUUGAAUUUUUAACGAAAUAGAAUUGUUUGAGGAUAUUAAAAGAUGUCCUAAGGAGCUGAGUGGUUUUGCAGUGGCCCAUUGGGCUAAUUUGGGCCGGAACUGUAUUGGGCCUGUGGAGAUGCUAACUAUUAGGACGUUGAACUCAAAUUAAUUUCUGGAACACGGCGGAGGAAUCUUGAAAAUGGCCGCAGUUUUAGUUACUGGGCCACCGGUGGAGUUCUCCACCGCAUCCCGCCGCCGCCAUCACGACCGCCUCCUCCACAUUUUAACUGAAUCCGACACCGUUUCUAUCCCUCACCUCAAGCAAAUACAUGGGCAAAUCCUCCGUACUGCGCCAGCACCCAACGACAGUCCGGAAACAAUCUUUCUCUACAGUAGACUUCUCCACUUUUCGUCCUUGCAAGACCUAGCCUAUACUUUGCAACUCUUCGGUCAAAUCCCGAACCCCAAUACGUUCAUUUAUAACACUGUGAUUAGAGCCUAUGCGCAUAGCAAGGACCGCAAGAAACAGGAGUUUGCUUCCUGAUAAGCAUACGUUCCCGUUUGUGCUAAAAGCUUGUGCUUAUUUAUUUGCUUUGAGCGAAGGGAAACAAACUCAUGCACAGGUUUUGAAGCAUGGGUUGGGCUCGGAUGUUUACGCGAACAACAGCUUGAUUCAUUUCUAUGCCUCGUGCGGGGACUCGGAGAAUGCGAAGAAAGUGUUUGGUAAAAUGCCGGAAAGAAGCUUGGUCUCAUGGAACGUGAUUAUUGAUGCGCUUGUGCAGAUGGGGGAGUUUGAUGAAGCGUUGAGAAUUUUUGUGGAGAUGAAGUCAUCAUUUGAUCCGGAUGGGUACACAGUGCAAAGCGUGAUAGAUGCCUGUGCUGGUUUGGGGGCAUUGUCUAUGGGUAUGUGGGCACAUGCAUAUGUUUUGAGAAAGUGUGAAAUCGAUGCUAAUUUUGAUGUUCUUGUGAAGAAUUCUCUGAUAGAGAUGUAUUGCAAAUGUGGGUCGUUGAGGAUGGCUCGGCAAGUUUUUCAGGAAAUGAGUAGACGGGAUGUGAAUUCUUGGAAUACUAUGAUUUUAGGAUUUGCCGUGCAUGGGGAGGCGGAAAGAGUAUUUGAACAUUUUGGUCGAAUGGUCAAUGAAGAAAAACUACUACCAAACUCUAUUACAUUUGUUGGUGUCUUGAGCGCUUGCAAUCAUAGAGGUUUGGUUGACGAGGGUCGUAGAUACUUUGAUAUAAUGGUAAAUGAGUACAAGGUGGAGCCAGUUUUGCAGCACUUCGGCUGCCUGAUUGACCUUCUUGCCCGCAACGGGCAAAUCUUUGAAGCGCUUGAUAUUGUAUCAAGCAUGCCAAUGAAACCUGAUGCCGUGAUUUGGAGAAGCCUUCUUGAUGCUAGUUACAAGCAAAGUGAAGGCUUGGACCUGAGUGAAGAAAUGGCAAGGCAGAUAAUGGCAGCCGAGGGGAGUGAAAGCAGUGGAGUUUACGUUCUUCUUUCAAGAGUAUACGCCUCAUCUAAUCGAUGGAAUGAAGUUGGGUUGGUUAGGAAAAUGAUGACUGAUAAGGGUGUAAGUAAAGAGCCUGGUUGCAGUUCAAUUGAAAUCAACGGCAUCGUUCAUGAAUUUUUUGCGGGGGAUACAACUCAUCCACAGACCAAAGAAAUCUACCAGUUUCUGGAUGUGAUUGAAGAAAGACUGAAGUUGGCAGGGUAUGUUCCUGACUUUUCACAAGCACCUUUGAUAGAUGAAGCCGAUGAUGGGAAGGAACGUUCUCUCAGACUUCACAGUGAGAGACUGGCAAUUGCCUUUGGCCUGUUGAACUCCAAGCCAGACGUGCCAAUUCGUGUAUUCAAAAACCUGCGUGUCUGCAAGGAUUGUCAUAAUAUUACCAAAUUAAUCUCCCAAGUCUUCAAUGUUGAGAUUAUUAUGAGAGAUCGCCUUCGAUUCCAUUGCUUUAAAAAUGGUUCAUGUUCUUGUAUGGAUUUCUGGUAAAUGUAUCAAUUGUUAUAUGAAAUUGCCACGAGCUAGCCAUCAAUGUUCAUCUCCAGGUAGAAAACAGUUCCAAUCUUUCUCUGGCCAUUCAUUCAGUAAUGAUAAUGCUAAACAUCUCGGAAAUCAAUCAAAAUUUCAUUUGUUUACGGGUCAUAAUACAAAGAUUUGCUACAAAAUCAGCAUAAGCGCUACAUUCCAGAGGGAGAAAAUGAGCAAAAGAA
Sesamum indicum (sesame) is the source of this 2303-nucleotide messenger RNA. It is a transcript of the gene CRR28, whose product is annotated as Tetratricopeptide repeat (TPR)-like superfamily protein. Gene Ontology annotation, molecular function: protein binding; RNA binding; zinc ion binding. The record is from RefSeq and is a predicted model, not a curated record. Gene Ontology annotation, biological process: RNA modification. Lineage: Eukaryota; Viridiplantae; Streptophyta; Magnoliopsida; Lamiales; Pedaliaceae.